AUGUGUAAAAGGGCUAUCGAUGAGGGAAGUACUGGGCUGGAGUUGGAUGAGCGUGGCGCCAAAAGAAGAAAGCUACCAAUUGUAGGUGACUUCCUUAGCUUUUCAGAUCAAGGGCCAGUAAAUGAUGCGCACGACAACACAGACUUAUCUACCAGUGAGACAGUCGAAUCGACUACUCAACAUGGCUUCGAACUUCUUGAUAUACUAAAAAGAACAACAGAUAAAAAUGGUCGUCUUGUCGCAACCGACUUCCUCACACUUCCUAGCCGGAAAUUAUUUCCAGAUUACUACGACGUAACUAAAAUACCUAUAGCGUUAGACACUAUCGAAUCCAAACUAAAAAGUCGUGACUUUAAAACUCUGUCAAGUCUCGAAAAUUACUUCAAGCGCAUGGUUCUCAAUGCAAAAGAAUACAAUGAAAAGGGCUCGAUAAUACACGAGGAUUCUGAACGGCUAAGGAAGACUGUCAGUAAUUACAUGAACAAACACAAUCCAGUGUACAAUCCAGUGUACAAACAAGUACCUAUCCCAGCUGCGCUUGUUCCGCCCGUUCCCGGAGAAAACUGUGAGAUCAAUCCAAACCUACGAGAGGGACAAGAACUAGACGAAAAAUCUAACAAAAAGUCACACCGACCCAUAAAAAAUUUACAACCAGCGAGACACAACACUUUGACCUUGACCAGGCCCCGAUCUUCUGGGUCCAUGUUUGAAGGUCUAACAUUUCAACAAGCUCAAGAAAGAAUUAUAGAUGACAUAAUUUCUAAGAGGGGAUCCGAGAUAGAUGACCCUGUUACAUUUGAGCCAUUCAUCACUUUGCCGUCACGGAAGGAAUAUAAAGAUUACUACAACAUUAUAACACAUCCUGUAGCAUUGAAAGAUCUCCAGAGAGCUGUCAGAGGUAUCAGGCUAAAGACACCCGGCACCUCUGAAUUUAAGACAUGGUCGGCCUUUGAAGGGGAAACAUCGUAUAUAUGGAAGAACGCAUUUCUUUACAAUGAAGAUAACAGUGAGAUUUUUAAGCUUGCUAGGGAGAUGCAAUCAUACUUUAACAAGCUACUCAAUAAAGCCAAGGCAGUAGUGCCUGAGCCUGUUAGUACCAAAAUAAAGCUUCGAAUGCACGAACCCACCAAAAUUACAUUAAAGUUAGGCCGAAGAACUAGCCCUGUCGAAGCAACUAUAACCCGGCUCCCACCACAACUCCCGAUUAGUCAAGCAAGCCUAAAACCCUCCUCUCCCCGUAGUGUACAUGAAACUGGAACAUCUUCCUCUCAAACAGGUCAGCCCAAACCAGGUCAGAAUAUACCUACCUCUACUUCUUGCCCCACACAAACACCUGCCUUAACGCUGGUUAAAAAUGAAGAAAACAGCCGUAAUCUCCAAACUCUACCACAAGAUCAGGCUUUGAGCACGCCGAUACCUGUGAAAAUACAGCCGCUUAUUCCGUCAAUUCCAACAAUCCAGUCUACGAAACCAAAUGCUCUUCCACUAAAUAAUAAGUCACCGACUCCUGCCUUGCUGGACUCCAAGUUAAGAAGGACUAGAAAAGAUGCUGCCAAUGCUAUGUUUACAAACUUGAGCAUAGCUACCCAUCCUGGUCUUAACAUCUCUCGUCAUUUUCAUUUAGAUCUACCUCCUUCAGCAUCUAUGUCUCAGCAAUCGGUCGUCAUAAAUUUGCCCACUACCCACUAUUAUCUCCAGAUCAAACCAUGCAUUGCAGGAUUCAUGAUGCAGCGUCAGUAUAAGCUUUUUGUAACUGCAGGUACUACAAGGCUGCACGCUAUGCCUACCGUUCCUGGCCAUGCCGUUGAACCAAGGUUCCCUCUUUUUGAAGCACGUCUUCAUCCAGGCGUUAAUAGAAUUGAAAUAGAGCUAGUCGCAGCGACUCCAAAGUGUUCGAACGGUCCUAGUGAAAUUGACAUGGAGAAAAUUACAGUUUUUGUUAACCUGAUGAAAGCUUAG
Messenger RNA from Blumeria graminis f. sp. triticale, 1959 nucleotides. NCBI's taxonomy places the organism in Eukaryota, Fungi, Ascomycota, Leotiomycetes, Helotiales, Erysiphaceae. The record is from the annotation of a GenBank genome assembly.